Molecule: messenger RNA, 1977 nt
Organism: Uranotaenia lowii
Lineage: Eukaryota; Metazoa; Arthropoda; Insecta; Diptera; Culicidae
Product: luciferin 4-monooxygenase
Exons: 3
Coding region: 212-1849 (545 amino acids)
Biological process (GO): fatty-acyl-CoA biosynthetic process; long-chain fatty acid metabolic process
Molecular function (GO): long-chain fatty acid-CoA ligase activity
Source: RefSeq, a predicted model, not a curated record
CUCGCGCCAAGACUGCUAGGCGGUUCAGUUCGGCUUGGUUGUUGUUUGGUUGGGAACUUUGGUUAAGUUUGUUUUUGCGCUGCUGUCGGUGAAGUCAUUAAGGCGAGGUCGUUCUCACUUAAGAGCAUCUUUUUAAGUAGAAGCUACGGAAAGGUCAACGGUUUUUCAAGUAGGUAACCUACACUAGUUCACACUAAUUACCGGAUGCGAAAUGAGUUCAACUGGACGAGAAGAUGAGAAAUUUAUUCUUUAUGGCGGUCCGGAUCCGGAGGAAUACCUGAGGGAUCGGUCGCUGGGAGAAAUGAUCGCCAAAGAGCUGGAAGCCGUGUCGGGGAACAUAGGACUGAUCGAUCCGGUGAGUGAGAUACAGCUCACGUACCAGACAAUAUUGGAGCGUUCAGUAAAAGUUGCCCAGGGGCUAGCGGCUGAUUUUGGAAUCAGAAAAUCGGACCACGUAGCGAUCGUUAGCGAGAACUGUUUGGAAUACUGUUUUGCGCUGUUCGGUUCAAUUUUCGUCGCAGCUCCGGUUGCCCUCUUGAACCCGGCAUAUGUGGAAGGAGAGCUGGAGCAUGGCUUGAAAUUGGCUCGCCCAAAGGCCAUUUUUAUCUCGCCGGAGAUUUUGGAUAAAAUGGUAAAAGUGGUGAGGCGACUAAAUCUUCCGGUGAAGUUGAUCGUCUUCGGAGAAGAUGUCAAUCUUUCCCUCUACCCGGAAGCUGUUAAAUUUUCCAGCCUCAUCAAUCGACCACCUCCGCUGGGAAAGUUCAGUCCGGCAGCUGUGAACGCCAAAGAUCAUGUAGCUCUGAUCGUUCUUUCCUCGGGAACUACUGGGUUGCCCAAAGGAGUAGAACUAACCCAUGCCAACAUUAUGACUACUGUGGCACAUUCCAAAGAAAAUGCUAAAAUUAUAGAGCUACCCAAUCAGUUGGUGGCACUGGCUGCAACGCCACUAUUCCACGUUGUAGCUGGCGUAGGGCUCAUCAAUAUGGUCACCAACAACUGCCGAUGCGUUCUGAUGCCAAAGUUUGACGUUCAUCUUUUCCUGGACAGUAUUCAAAAGUACAAAGUCAAUCUGAUGACUGUCGUUCCUCCGUUGAUGGUUUUCCUAGCGAAACAUCCCAUAGUGGACAACUACGACCUAUCCUCACUUAUGACCCUCAUUUGUGGUGCCGCUCCCUUGAGUAAAGAAAUCGAGGAUCGAGUUCGUGAUCGACUGGGAAUUGCUUUCAUCCGGCAGGGCUACGGCAUGAGUGAAACAACACUGGGAGUUCUGAUGCAAACAGGAUUUGAAAACAAGGCCGGUUGUGUUGGCAAAAUCCGGCAAGGUCAAUGGGUAAAGGUUAUUGACCCGGAAAAUGGUCGAAUCCUGGGACCCAAUGAGAGGGGAGAACUUUGCUUUAAGGGAUCACUCAUCAUGAGAGGCUACGUCGGCAAAGAGAGUGCCAUCGAUCGAGACGGGUGGCUGCAUACCGGCGAUAUCGGGUACUACGACGAAGAUGAGGACUUUUUCAUCGUCGAUCGGAUCAAAGAAUUGAUUAAGUACAAAGGUUUCCAGGUUCCACCGGCCGAACUGGAAGCAAUUCUUCUCAAACACCCCAAGGUGAAGGACGCGGCCGUGAUUGGCGUUCCGGACGAGCGAGUUGGCGAACUGGCGACGGCAUUCGUCGUACCCGAGGACGGAGAAACGAUAACGGCUGAGGAAGUGUCGAAGUUCGUUGCCGAUCAAGUGUCGCCGCAGAAGCGCCUCUAUGGGGGUGUUCGAUUCAUCGAUGCUAUUCCAAAGACGGCCAGCGGGAAAAUCUUGCGACGGGAACUGAGAGAAAUCGCUAAAAACACCAAAUCUAAGCUUUGAUGAUGUGUUGAUAUGCAUCGGUGGUUUUCGAGGUGGUACGCUAUUUAUACGGUGAAUCAUGAUUCAAACUGGUGGAAGAUAAGAAAGAAUAAAUGAACAACUCGUCAAGGAAUGAAUUACUUCUGCUC